Messenger RNA from Aspergillus bombycis, 1395 nucleotides. RefSeq names its product C2H2-type zinc finger protein. Gene Ontology annotation, biological process: regulation of transcription by RNA polymerase II. Gene Ontology annotation, cellular component: chromatin. NCBI's taxonomy places the organism in Eukaryota, Fungi, Ascomycota, Eurotiomycetes, Eurotiales, Aspergillaceae. The record is from RefSeq and is a predicted model, not a curated record. The transcript has 2 exons. Gene Ontology annotation, molecular function: DNA-binding transcription factor activity, RNA polymerase II-specific; RNA polymerase II cis-regulatory region sequence-specific DNA binding. The coding region runs from base 1 to 1395 and encodes 464 amino acids.
AUGCAGCCUCAGUACCCCGUGUCCCAGCCUCAUACUCUCCCCCCGCUGCAGCCUCAUCACAGUCAAUCUCCUGCCCCUCAUUCCUACAUGGGCCAGCCGCCGUACAGGCCGGAUCUGUCGAGGUUUCCCACGUCUACUCACGAUGUUUACGCGUCGUCGACCGCUCCUAUCAUGCCUCACACCACCGUGGGUAGCCUGCCUCCAUCUUCGUUCCUCUCCCACCCCAAUCCACAGGCGCAGCCUCAGCCUUCGCAAUAUCCUCCACCCCACAGCGUGCUGCCUCCGGCCUCUAGCGCGCAGACAUAUCCGCAGCCGAUCGCGCCGGCACCCCCGCGGGACCGGCGGCCAGACUUUUCUGGCAUGCCUUCCGGUGCUUUCAGCUACUCAGAUGGCAAGGGCUCUCCCUGGAUGAACCCGGAUCCCGUUGCGGGCGCAAACGGUGCCUCGCCCUACGGUGCAAAGGAGCCCCCUCGUACCCAGGUGGUUGGCUCUCAAGGCCGACGCGGAAUCCUCCCGAGCGUUCCGGGACGCGCCACGCCAGUCACCAACGGUGUCAAUGGUACAGCGAAGAACACCACAAUUCCGGCCAAGGAUGCCGAUGGAAAAUUCCCUUGCCCGCACUGCAACAAGACCUAUCUCCACGCCAAACAUCUGAAGCGCCAUUUGCUCAGACAUACCGGUGACCGCCCAUACAUGUGUGUUCUGUGCAAGGACACUUUCUCCCGUAGUGAUAUUCUGAAGCGCCACUUCCAGAAGUGUUCGUUACGACGUGGUAACCCGACGGGAGCGACCCACUUGUCGCAUCCCCAGGCACAUUUGAAGAGGUCUCAAGCUGCGAAUCCUGCUAAACCGGUUCAGGAUGAAGUCAGUAGUACCGUCCCUCCUGCCACUGCCCUUCCGGGUACGGCUUACGGCGAGGGGGCCGUGAACGGUAACGGGCUGGCUUCAGGCCGACCUGGGUUCACGGAUCAGCAGCCUCUGGGCUUUUCGAUGUCGCCGGUCAAUGGGAUGAACCGUGGUCAACCGGACGACGCGUUCCCCGCUGGUCAGCCGCAUCAGAGAGGCCCCUGGCUGGCGGCUCCCAAGCAGAACCCGUAUCUCGCGCAACCUGGCACUGAUGUAUCUCAGCAGCUGAGUGUUGACCGUCCUUCCUAUGAACAGGUAAAACCCCCGGUGGUCCAAGACCCUAAGCGCCCAGUAAUGCCUGGGCCCACUCCCAAUCACACUGGCGAAAUUGACUGGACUUCGAUGUUUCAGCCCGGAGCGAAUGAUGGUUACAUCAACCCCGUUUUCCCCCAAUCCAUGGCGUCUGGCCAGGAGCGAUCCAUGCUCACGUCGAUACCGAACGGAAAUUCUAUCCUACCACGACCGGUGGUCCCCAGGAAGGUGGCAUGA